Molecule: messenger RNA, 2016 nt
Organism: Exserohilum turcica Et28A
Lineage: Eukaryota; Fungi; Ascomycota; Dothideomycetes; Pleosporales; Pleosporaceae
Exons: 3
Coding region: 128-1786 (552 amino acids)
Biological process (GO): ergosterol biosynthetic process
Cellular component (GO): endoplasmic reticulum membrane
Molecular function (GO): Delta24(24-1) sterol reductase activity
Source: RefSeq, a predicted model, not a curated record
CGAAACACGCUUGGCUCCUCCACCUUACCCAGUCUUUCUUUCGCCCAUUUCAUUAUCGCCUGCAGGGUUUUUGCGAGCGGCCCCAGGUACAUAGACGCGUUGCUACAGCCACCUACGCGCAACAACCAUGUCAUCGCGAGUAACCCGAUCACAGACCGGCAAGACGCCAGUCAAGCCCGAACGCCCUGGCUUCGUCGAGACUCCCGGCCGCAGGAGGUCACAGCGGCGCAAAUCCGUCGUAGCUGACGACGACACCUUCGAAUCCACACCAGAACCCGAACAACUCCAAACGUCAAGAGACACCACCAUGAGGCUUGAGAAAGACAAUGCCGCCAAUGGCUAUGCAAACGGCAACGGAACUGCAAACGGCCACUCCAACGGAAGCGCAAAUGGCCACUCCAAGCAAGAGAUCAUCGAGCUGGACUACAGAGGCGAGGCGGAAAAAUUUUUCGCUCCCAAAGACUCUUCAGGUCUGAACGAGUUUGGCGGCGCCUUUGGUAUGAGCGCCAUGAUGAUUUGCUUCCCGGCCCUCAUGUACUACAUGUGGAUUGGAGCCACCUUUUACGACGGCAAAUUCCCCUCGCGCGUCGAGGGCCAGAGCUGGCAAGACUUUUUCGCCCACAUGUGGUACCUGGUCAAGACGGAGGCGUACCCCAGCAACAAGGCAUGGCAGAUUUACUGGUUCUUCGGAUUGAUGCAGAUGGCUUUUUACAUGUUUAUGCCUGGUGUGUACCGCAAGGGCAAGGCGCUGCCGCACCUGGAUGGAAAGCAGCUCGACUACUACUGCUCGGCCAUGUGGUCGUUUUACUCGAGCAUCGUCAUCAUGCUGGUGCUCCACUUUACCGACGUAUUCAGGCUGUACACGCUGAUUGACGAGUUUGGCCACAUCAUGAGUGUAGCCAUCCUUUCUGGUUUCCUGUGCUCGGCCAUUGCCUACGUCUCGGCUCGUGUGCGCGGCGCCACGGUGCGCAUGACAGACAACCUCAUUGUCGACUUCUUCCUUGGCUCCGAGCUCAACCCGCGUCUCUUUGGCAUCCUGGACUUUAAGAUGUUCCUCGAAGUCCGGAUCCCGUGGUUCAUCCUCUUCUUCCUCUCGCUCGGCACGUGCCUGAAGCAGUACGAGCAAUACGGCUACGUGUCCAUGGAAGCCAUCUUCCUGCUCUUCGCGCACUACCUGUAUGCCGGGGCGUGCGCCAAGGGCGAGCACCUCAUCAUCACAACCUGGGACAUGUACUACGAGAAGCUGGGCUUCAUGCUCAUUUUCUGGAACAUGGCGGGCGUUCCCCUCUCAUACUGCCACUGCACCCUCUUCAUCGCGUACCACGACCCCUCCGAGUACGACCUGCCGACGUGGUUCACGGCGCUCCUGACAGUCGCCUACCUGUACAUGUACUACAUCUGGGACACGACCAACUCGCAGAAGAACCAGUUCCGCCAGGAAGAGCGCGGCGUCGUCGAGGAACGCACUACGUUCCCUUACUUCAAGUACGGCCGCAUCAAGAACCCAAAGACCAUCCAGACGGCCCAUGGCAACAAGAUUCUCGUCGACGGCUGGUACGGCAAAGCUCGCAAGAUCCAUUACACCUGCGACUUCUUCUUCGCUGUUAGCUGGGGCCUCAUCACCGGCUUCAGCAGCGCGUUCCCUUGGUUCUACUCUGUCUUCUUUGCCGGCAUGAUUAUCCACCGCGCCAUGCGCGACAUUGAGAAGUGCAGGGAAAAAUACGGCGAGGCGUGGACAGAGUACGAGAGACAGGUGCCGUAUCUCUUUAUUCCGUACGUCUUUUAAAUCCCACACAUACAUAUACACGAAUCACGCUUGCUGCUCGGGAAACACACACACACACACACACACACACAAAUUCGAAUAGUCUUUGCUUUCGUCCGCGGAUAUCAACUCUGUUCAUAUGUUUGAUGAUGACUUCUAACCGGCCUAUUGGAAAAGUGGGGAGGAUGCAGGAUGCGGGGGUGCUUGUAUUUACAUGUAUAAUCUGGUCUCGACAUGAAGGUUCCUUUAAC